AUUCAGAAAGUAUUAAAGUAUCACUGUAUUGCUAUCUGACAGCAUCAGUACUUUCUGUUACAGACUGUACAACAAAGACUCGAAGCCAGCACUUCUUGAGCGUGGCUUUAUGAUUCUAGAGAGUUCAAGGUUGUUGCGGCGCUUCCGGUGACGUCAUCGCGCACCGACCGACGUCCGUGAUGGACCUGCAGCUGUUCUCUGACAAACAAUAACAAGAGCAGCGAGCGAGCGAGCGAACAGCGGCUUCCGUGUCUGUAAUCGCGCUGAUAUCGAGCCUGUGAGGCGUCUCGACUCUGACAUCGCCGGCGAGGAAACUCUGGCCUCCGCUGCCUCCUCCUCCGACUCGGAAACCGGCGGAGCUUCGCCGCCCCCGCGGAAGAAAAGCCGAGGCUCGGCGGCGGAGGGAGCAGGAGAGAGCGGGGCGUCUGCUGCCGGGAUCACGGGCCUCUCUGCGGCGUCUCUCCCAACCCCCCACCAGCGCUCGGCCAUCCGUCUCAAUAACAGCUCGCAGUCGCGCGGAUCCGCCGCUGUAAACGCCUUUUAUAAGAUGCAGGCCAACGGGACCGGAGGACAGGAGCCGGAGCCGGAGCCGGAGUCGCAGCUGUCCUGCAGGAACGGAGAGUCCUCGUCCUCCGCCGCGGGAGCGGUGCACUCCAACGGGCUGCUGUCCUCCGCGAAUAACGGGCUGCCGUCCACCGAGAGCCCGGCGUCUGACACCAGCACGAAGAAGAAGAAACGACUGUCCCAGAGCGACGAGGACGUGAUCCGGCUCAUAGGACAGCAUCUCCACGGGCUGGGACUCAAUCAAACUGUGGACCUGUUGAUGCAGGAAUCGGGCUGUAGACUUGAGCAUCCUGCUGCUACCAAGUUCAGGAAUCAUGUGAUGGAGGGGGAGUGGGAAAAGGCUGAGAGUGACCUCAACGAGCUGAAAGCACUGAUGCAUUCACCCAGCGCUGUGAUGCGGAUGAAGUUCCUGCUCCUGCAGCAGAAGUAUCUGGAGUAUCUGGAGGACGGGAAGGUUCUAGAAGCGCUGCAGGUGCUCCGAGCCGAACUCACGCCCCUGAAGUACAACACUGAACGCAUCCACGUCCUCAGCGGGUACCUGAUGUGCACUCUUCCCGAUGACCUGCGAGCUAAAGCUGAGUGGGAAGGCAAAGGGACGGCCUCACGAUCCAAACUCCUCGACAAGCUGCAGACGUACCUGCCUCCGUCUGUGAUGCUGCCGCCGCGUCGUCUGCAGACGCUCUUGCGGCAGGCCAUGGAGCUGCAGAGAGAUCGCUGUCUCUACCACAACAGCAAACUGGACAGCGGACUGGACGACGUGUCUCUGCUCAUAGACCACGUGUGCAGCAGGAAACAGUUCCCCUGCUACACCCAGCAGAUCUUGACAGAGCACUGCAAUGAAGUCUGGUUCUGUAAAUUCUCCAACGAUGGCACCAAACUGGCCUCGGGGUCCAAAGACACAACAGUCAUCAUAUGGCAGGUUGACCCUGACUCUCACCAGCUCAAGCAGCUGAAGACGUUGGAGGGUCAUGCCUAUGGGGUUUCCUAUCUGGCCUGGAGCCCUGAUGACACGUAUCUGAUAGCGUGCGGCCCGGACGACUGCUCCGAGCUCUGGCUGUGGAACGUGCAGACAGGGGAACUGAGAACCAAAAUGAGCCAGUCCCAUGAGGACAGCCUGACCAGCGUGGCCUGGAAUCCAGACGGCAAGCGUUUCGUUACCGGAGGUCAGAGAGGCCAGUUCUACCAGUGUGAUCUGGACGGAAACCUGCUGGACUCCUGGGAGGGUGUUCGUGUUCAGUGUCUGUGGUGUCUGAAUGACGGCAGGACAGUGCUGGCCUCUGAUACACACCAGCGCAUCCGUGGAUAUAACUUUGAAGAUCUGACCGACAGGAACAUAGUUCAAGAGGACCAUCCGAUAAUGUCCUUCACCGUGUCAAAGAACGGGAGAUUAGCUCUGUUAAAUGUCGCAACUCAGGGAGUUCAUCUGUGGGACCUGCAGGACCGGGUGUUAGUCAGGAAGUACCAGGGUGUGACUCAAGGCUUCUACACCAUCCACUCCUGUUUUGGCGGCUACAACGAAGACUUUAUCGCCAGUGGCAGUGAAGACCACAAAGUUUACAUCUGGCACAAGCGCAGCGAGCUGCCCAUAGCCGAGCUGUCGGGUCACACACGCACGGUCAACUGCGUGAGCUGGAACCCCGCGCUGCCGGGCCUCAUGGCCAGCGCCUCGGAUGACGGCACCGUGAGGGUCUGGGGUCCCGCACCCUUUCUGGACUCCCAGGAGACCGAGGGGCUCACCGAAUGCUAUAGCAUGGACAGUUGAUGUUGACUCCGGAGCAGAUGUCCACUUUGGAAAAUAUACAGUGAGACACACUAUAGACUUUGUGAAUGAAGAACGAGAAAUGAAGUAAAUCUAACGGCAGAUGUUAGAUUUUUUCCUGGCGGUUUCACAUCCCCACCCGCAGCGCAGCGGACACAUGAAGCUGGCGGCUGCCCUUCAUCAUCUGACUUCACAUCCGUGUGGCGGCCCCAAACGCACACGCCUCGUUGAGGACACGCCCCUCCUCGGCUCAAGCUCCUCCCCCUCCCCUACACUGCAUUCUGAGUGGACAACUGCCUCCUGAAGCCACACCCACCCACACACACGGACAAACAUCGCUCAGAUCGUUAUUUAUUACGGCUUUAAUUUAUUAUUGUGAAUGAAUCAAGGCCUCAGGCUUGCUUUGUGUUCUGUACAAUAUUCACUCAGCGAGGGGACAAAAAAAAGUGCAAUCUCUCGCACGUGUCGGAGAGAGAACAAAUCAUAUCUUUAUUUUUCAGCAUGAACUUCUUUUAGCCACCUCGUAUGCUUGAAAGUAAGUGUCUUCACCAGCAGAUAUAAGAUAUUGUUUUCGUUUCCCUCACGACAAUUUUAAACGACUGAAUUUACAGGCGUUUUUUUAACUGAUUGAUAUUCGUUUCGAUUCGAAAAGCCCAAUAAUGACCCCAUUAUUUUUCAUUGCUUAUGCUACUUUAUUCUGAGAGCGGGAAGUGAUGGAUUGUUAUUCUUUAGUCUUGAGAUGUAAGAUUUACGAAGAAAGACGCAUAACAGGACAGGACAAAACAGGUUGUUUUUUGGUAACGGGGUUGAAGACAAACUAAACUAGGCUCGCUAAGAUGCUAAUGACACGCCAAUGAGCCGACGUCACGUUCCACAUGUAAAUACAGGCCUUCAGCAUGCGUACUUUGCCUUCGUUAGGUGUUCGUGACGUGCUUGAGGUCAUUUUUGCAGUGAAUGUUCAGGCUCUCGGUGUGAGACGAGUGAUUUUGUCACGGUAAGUACGUCAGAACAGACUCCCAAAUGUUUCUGAGUUCAGUUUCCAUGUUUGAUGUCCGUUUUUUUCCCCCCUCCUCUUCGGUCUCGUUUCCUCUCGUAUUAUCACAUCUUGACUUUUUAUGUUUGGUUUUUUUUUUAAAUGCUUUUCGGACAUAUAUGAUUACUCAUCAGCUUUUCUUAGUUUUAUUGGCUUUUAUUUUGGGUUGAUUUAUUUGUUUUGCUUUAUUGCUUUUUCCCUUGUAUUAUCGUAUAACGGAUGUCUUGGCAAGUGGCCUCUUGAAUGCUUUUUUCUAUUGGUGAAUUUCUUAUACUUUCGCACCAUAUGACGCAUUAGUACACGCAGGUGUACCCGUAAUGAUUUAGGUAUUCAGAGUGUCAUCAAUCGCCUACUAUGAUUCAUUCUGUAAUUAUGUGCUCUUCAUAUACAUGUAUAUGAAGAAUAUAUAUAUAUAUAUAUAUAUAUAUAUAUAUAUAAAUAAAUAUGUGUGUGUAUUUCUUGCCAUGUAUCCUCCCUUACAAAUGUUAACCGUUUCUCACCUGCAUCAGGUAAACUCCUUGUACAGGUUAUUUGCUCCCUGACCAGCCGAACCUGUUCCAUUAGCGAGGAGUGACGCGCACAAACGAA
This is a messenger RNA of Sinocyclocheilus grahami, 3944 nucleotides long. RefSeq names its product WD repeat-containing protein 26-like. Lineage: Eukaryota; Metazoa; Chordata; Actinopteri; Cypriniformes; Cyprinidae. Gene Ontology annotation, biological process: proteasome-mediated ubiquitin-dependent protein catabolic process. Gene Ontology annotation, molecular function: protein binding. The record is from RefSeq and is a predicted model, not a curated record. Bases 548 to 2326 code for a protein of 592 amino acids. Gene Ontology annotation, cellular component: GID complex. The transcript has 14 exons.